Molecule: messenger RNA, 1153 nt
Organism: Belonocnema kinseyi
Lineage: Eukaryota; Metazoa; Arthropoda; Insecta; Hymenoptera; Cynipidae
Product: epimerase family protein SDR39U1
Exons: 5
Coding region: 124-1023 (299 amino acids)
Source: RefSeq, a predicted model, not a curated record
AUUUGGCCUGGUCCUGCGAUUUGCAAAUAGAGCAUAAACAAACUACAAAUAAUUAAUCAUCUCGAAUAAAAGAACAUUAAUUAUACAAUUUGGAAAUGGCUCUAAGACACGUUCUAAUCGGUUAUGAGAUUUUUCACAGGAGGUGGGACCGGCUACAUAGGAUCAUGUAUUCAAAAAGCCCUAAAAGGACAAGGUGCAAAGACCACGAUUAUUUCAAGAAUGCCUGGCCCAAGUAGAAUGACCUGGCACGAGUUGGAAAGCCAAGGAAUUCCUUCGGGCGUAACCGAUGUAAUAAAUGUUGCUGGUCAAAAUAUUCUUGACGCUACACGUAGAUGGACUCCUGGGUUUAAACAAAAUGUUUGUAACAGCAGAAUUGAAACUACCAAAGCUCUGGCGAAAGCUGUUGCCUCUUCGGAUGUAAAAAGUUUUACUGCAAUUUCGGGGGUUGCUUAUUAUCCACCGGAUGGAAAGGAAUAUACUGAGGAAGAUAAAUGCGAACCUUACGACUUCUUAUCAGAAUUGUGUCAUGACUGGGAGGCAGCUGCACAACUUCCUAAGGACUCUAAAACGAGACAAGUAACAAUAAGAUCUGGGGUAGUUUUAGGAAGAACAGGUGGUAUGGUUUUACAACUCUUUCCAUCCUUCUUACUAUGUCUUGGAGGCCACAUGGGAACUGGAAAACAAUACAUGCCUUGGAUCCAUAUUCAAGAUUUGGUCAGAUUAUUCGAACAUGCAAUAUGCAACGAAAAUAUAAAAGGUGUAUAUAACGGUGUCGCUCCUCAGGUAAUAACAAACAAAGAAUUCACGAAAGAAUUCGCAUCAGCGUUAUGGCGACCAGCUUUACUACCUUUACCACCUUUUAUAAUAAAUCUCAUUUUCGGUGAAGAACGUGCGAAGAUUGUGCUAGAAGGACAGAAAGUUAUUCCUAAAAGGGUUCUAGAAUCCAAUUUCGAAUACAAGUAUCCGGACAUACAAUCAGCUUGUGAUAACAUCACAACAUUGGGGUAUAUGGAACCAUUUUAAUCUCAUUUAAAUAUGCUUGAUCUAGAAACAAUCGAUCGAAACUUAAAAUCGAAAAGAUUUUUAAAAUCAGUAUUGAGAGAAAAUCUGAAUUUACUGCAUUUUUGUGAUUUUCUUCUGUUAUUGUUGUAAA